AUGUCAACUUGUAACGCAAUAGGAGCUUUCGAGAAAUUCGGAUGCUUCUGUGGCACUCUUUCAGCUUUCAUUUAUUUCGUUGUUCAGUUUCCUCAGAUAUAUAAAAAUUACAAAAGAAAAGCAACAAUUGGAUUUUCACAUUAUUAUGUCGUAAUCAGACUAUUCGGAAUUUCAUUUUUCGUUGUUAACUCAAUAAUCAAAAAGGUUACAUGGGUAUUUAUUCUUGCAGGUUUUCUUUUAUUCUUUUCGUAUAGUAUUCUUCUUAUUCAACAUGCAUAUUACGAAUUUAAACAUUGGGAUUAUUUGUAUUUCUUGAUGAUUAUAAUUCCACUCGUUCUUUCAAUAUGUUUUCCUUCAACAAUUAAUAUAACAGAUUUCGUAAGCCCGAUUUGUCAAGUUGUUUGCUAUAUUCCGUAUAUAAUAGAAUGCCUACAAAAAGAAACAACAUCUGGAAUAUCAAUGCUAAGCUUACAUUUUAAUUUUCUCGGUGCAAUCUUCGGAAUUUUGAUGUGCACUAUAUCAAUCCAAUGCGAUUCUGCUGGGUGGUUAUUACACAUAAUAUCAAUAUGCCAAUCUUGCGCUAUUUAUUUAAUUGCAAUAGAUUACGACGAAUUUGAACUUUUUGAUACAUAUAAGAAAGCACCAGAAGGCUUCAGAAACCAUGCUGAUUUUGAAGCAAUGGGAUCAGCUUAA
This is a messenger RNA of Trichomonas vaginalis G3, 693 nucleotides long. Its product is annotated as cystinosin family. Gene Ontology annotation, biological process: L-cystine transport. The record is from RefSeq and is a predicted model, not a curated record. Gene Ontology annotation, cellular component: vacuolar membrane. Gene Ontology annotation, molecular function: L-cystine transmembrane transporter activity. The transcript has a single exon. Bases 1 to 693 code for a protein of 230 amino acids. NCBI's taxonomy places the organism in Eukaryota, Parabasalia, Trichomonadida, Trichomonadidae.